Messenger RNA from Corticium candelabrum, 2544 nucleotides. RefSeq names its product fibroblast growth factor receptor 3-like. Gene Ontology annotation, biological process: multicellular organism development; protein phosphorylation; positive regulation of kinase activity. Lineage: Eukaryota; Metazoa; Porifera; Homoscleromorpha; Homosclerophorida; Plakinidae. Gene Ontology annotation, molecular function: transmembrane receptor protein tyrosine kinase activity; ATP binding. The record is from RefSeq and is a predicted model, not a curated record. The coding region runs from base 204 to 2318 and encodes 704 amino acids. Gene Ontology annotation, cellular component: signaling receptor complex; plasma membrane. The transcript is spliced from 12 exons.
CAGCGGGUGAUAGCGGCUGGGUGAGGAAGUUCAAAGCAUUCAGCAAGCAAGCGCACAUCUCCUGCUGCUCGCUUGCUUUUCCGUUCUCGUCUGAGUUGUAAUUCACUUGUUAGUAAAGGUAGAGCGCUGUCAAAAGUUGUGAGGUCACUGGAAGGAGUGUGAACAAACAACAACUGCAGAUUGAAGACAACGCGACGUACGACAUGGAGCUAUCUACGUCUAGAUGGUUAGGCGCCAUUCUUUGCUCUGUCUGCUUCUUCGACUUCGUCCUAGAAGGCGAAGGUGCCAAUAGAGUGGUUUUGAAGAUUGAAUUGAUCUGUUCACCAAAUGAGGACAAGUCCAUGGAGUCUUUUUUCCCGAAUAUCUGCCAUGUGAAAGUCAUCUACUUGUUAGGAAAAGGAGAAUUGUCAUCUGUGUGGCCUACCAAAGUUACAGCUAGCUACUUAGGUGAUAGAAUUUCCUACAAUGUCAGUUGUGGCCGAAGUGAUUUCCUUUACUAUGCUAUUGCACAACCUUUGCUUGGGAAGAACUUGACAUUAGAAAGGCAAAAUAACUACUACUACAAUUACACACAGCUGGUGGUUGAUAACAUUACUCAUUCUCAUUUCUUGGAGUGCGUGACAGGAUCUACGACUGUUGCUUCAUCGACUUGUAGCCCUAACUAUGUGAAUCUUGAGUUACGAUGUACUGCACCUCAUCCAACAAAAGCAUUAAAACAAAGAAAAGUAUCAUGGUGGAUUAAAAACAGUGCAGCAGUCUUGGAAAUGGUUCAGAACAAAUGUGAUAACUCUACCUGUGCAUCUAGUGCCAAAGCAUGUCUACAGGAAAAGAAGGAAAUUAACCAUGAAGUUAUGAAAGUUAAUAUUUUAGACUCCCACCAACAUUUGAAUUGUAAGGAAUAUAUAUUUGGAUAUAGACAAGAUCCCAGCCACAUGUUUGAUAUUACUAAGCAAGAAAGUGUACAACACUUGCCCAAGCAACAGGAAUUGCCUGCAAUAUCCACUACAAUAUCCACUACAAUAGAUACUAGUAUAAUUACAGAUCAAAAGUCUAGUGUGAAUAGCUCUGAUGCUCUGAUAGUGGCACUGUCUGCUUCUGCAGCAGGAGUUAGUGCACUGGUUGUCAUUGUUCUGGUUGUGUUAUGGUAUAAGAACUACUGUUUGAAAGAUAAACAAAAAUCCAACAUCAGAGAGGCUGCUGUCAAUCUGUUAAGAAUUCCACAAAAGUGGAGAUCUCAUUCUAACAACUAUGUGGGUGAAGAGGACCGACAGAUGUCAGCGAUAGAACAGGUGUCUGUGCCAAGAGCAAGAAGGAGGUACGCUUCUUCAUCAUUGCAUUACAGUAAACAGUGGGAAAUCACUCGAGGAGACAUCACUGAAAUAAGUCCUUUUGGAGAAGGAUGUUACGGAAGAGUGGUGGAAUGUGUUUUAGCUAAUCCUGAUGAUGCCAGCUUAUCAUGCAACGCCAUAGUGAAAAAAGCCAAACGCACAUCUGAUAAAACAGCUCUUCAAGAGCUCGUCACAGAGGCUUUAGUGAUGAGACGAGUAGGCAGUGAUGAAAAUGUCCUCAAGCUAUUAGGAGUUUCUACUCGUGGUGGUCCUCUCUGUUUGAUCAUGGAAUUUGCUUCUUGUGGAAAUUUAAGACACUACCUUCGUUCCAGACGUCCUGAUCAAGAUGAUCCUCUUGGUGCCACCAGAGUACCUGCCAAUUCUGAUAGUAUAAUCAUGACUAACGAGAAAUUGCUUCAGUAUGCCUUGCAGAUUGCUAAGGGUAUGAGGUAUUUAGUGUCAAAAGAGUGUCUUCACUGCCAUCUGUGUGCUCAGUCAGUUCUUGUGUGUGAGGAUGGCAUGCUUAAAUUGUCAAACUUUGGAGUUGUGAAGGAGAAAGAUUACCAUGCUUAUUACAAUGAUGUUUCACCUGGUUUGUCUCCUACCAAAUGGCAAGCUCCUGAAGUCUUUCUGCGUCAGAAUUAUUCAGAAUACAGUGAUGUAUGGUCGUUUGGAGUCUUGAUGUGGGAAAUAGCUACGCUGGGUGGUACUCCCUACCCUGGAGUUGCUUUGGAGUCUCUUUGUAACCUGAUUGUUGAAAGUGGAUAUCGAAUGCAAAGACCUAAAAACUGCAGUCGCUUGGUAUAUUCUGCUAUGACACAAUGCUGGCUGAUUAGUCCUCAUCAAAGACCCAGGUUCUUUAUCUUGUGUGUCAAGAUCAUGAAACUUUUGUCAGAAAUUGAGAGUGAAAUACAUCCUGUCACAUCUGUGGUGCAAAUUGAAUCUGCAACAAGCAACACAAAUGGAACAACAGGUGGGAAAGCGGGAUAAAGAGAAGAGAUGUGUAAACUGUAGAAUAGCCAUGCAAGCUGGCCACUGUCUGGUCUAUAUAUGUAACCUGUAGCUGUACAUUAGGCCUUUUAUAGCACGAAGUAGCAUCUAUUUCUAGAAGUUAGCUGCAUCUUUUAUUAUUAUAUUAUUGUUAAAUAGUAAAUAUAGGCAUGCAUUCUGUACAUUUGAAAAAUCAAACAAUUAUUGAGUAUAGUGACAUCUGCAA